AUGGGGGAUUGGCAUGAGAAACUAACUACAGCUGCUGGGAAUGGAGAUAUAGAAGCCUUAAAAUUAAGCCUACAGAAUGGUGCAGACAUUGAUUAUCAAGAUGUUUAUGGAGAGACAGCAUUAAUGUUUGCUGCCGAGGGAGGACACCUGGAGAUCUGUCGUCUCCUCAUUGAUACAGGAUGUAAGAUCAACAUCACAGAUACAGAAGAUGGAUACACAGCUUUACAUUAUGCUGCUGGGAGGGGAUAUCUACAGAUCACAAGAUGUCUGGUAGAACAAGGAGGUGCCAGUCCCUUGAUUAAAUCACAUGAGGGUAAGACUCCAUACGAUCUAGCAGCAAAAGAAGAAAAGGGGCAGUAUAAGGAAGUGAUGGAAUACUUACAGGAACUAUCAAAUCCAAUUUUGACCAAACUCAGACAGUUAAAUAGAAAUGAGUUCCAGGAUCUUGUAGCUCUCGGAACAUUUGCUUCCUAUGAAAACAGGGUUUAUUUGUCUGGGCCUUGUAACAUUGGGAAAUCGUCGCUUGCAAGUAUUCUUAUCGGCGAGGAAAUUCCAAAGACGUGGUUUUCAACUGAUGGACUAAUUAUUCAUUUUGGAAGAAAUGGCAUCGACUUACAACAACGAAAGAUGAUUCCAUUGGAAAAAGGUAGUGGUGAUGUUUUAGCAAAACUACUUCUCGGGAAUCCAGAAUUAAAGAAACAACCAAGUCUGCAAGAUGAGAGUAUAGAAAAAAAUCCAGGUGAUCCAAAGUCUAAUGUUAAAACAAAGGGAAAUCAAUUAAAUCUAUCGAAUGUAAAUCUGGGUCCUUCAAACCAGGAACACGUGUCACCGAAAUCCAAUAAGGAGACAUCAAAAAACUUCAAGGAACCACCAAUCCAUACUGCACAUUCCAUUCAAGAUGACUUAUUGGAGAAGAUUAAGAAAGGUACAAAUAUCAUGAAUAUAGCACCAUCAGAUCUGGUCGAUUUUGGUGGACAAAAAUCAUUUGAUAUGACCCAUCAGUUAUUUAUCCAGCACAGGGGAACGUUCAUUCUGAUGUUUGAUGGACGUAAAGGCCUUUAUACAGAAUUAGAAGAAUAUCCGCAAGGAGAUGUUACUGCAGCAUCUAUUCUGGAGCAUUGGAUUAAUUCUGUAUUGACAUACUGUAACAAAACUGAAGAUAAAAUGCCAAGAAUUUUAUUUGCUGCCACUCACAGUGAUAGCUUCUCAGAGGAUGAGCAAAAGAAACUGGUCCUUAAAUUCAAAGAAGAUCUGCAGAAAAUGUUUUCCUUACACAAGCUUCAUGAACAUAUCAUGUAUGACAAUGUCUUUUUCAUGAAUGCAACCGAUGCAGCAGAUCGAGAUAUUGAGCGCUUGAAGGAUACAUUAGUUGAUAUCGCCUUUCAGCAGUCAACAUGGGGACAACAGAUGCCGAUUGUUUGGGUGCCUCUUGAUUUACAAAUAUCAGAUAUGAGAGCAGAUGGAGUAAAGCUGAUAACAAAAGAAAAACUUUUAGAGAGAAACAAAUCUAAUAAAGAAUUUGCUCUGAAUGAAAGAAGAGUAGACGAUUUCUUAAUUGUUCAACACUCAAUUGGAAAGCUGUUGUAUUUCGAUGAACCUGCUUUAAGAGAUUUCAUUGUCAUUCAACCUUCAGCAAUGGUCAAUAUCCUGAGAGCCUUUGUUACAGACAAAAUGUUUUGGCCAGAAAAAGGACCCGUCCGAGACAUACUGGAAAAUUUAUCAUCUACUGGAGUUCUAAAGAAGACAGACCUGUUUACUCUUUGGUCACAACCAGCUUUCAAAGAAAUUUUGACGGAUGUCAGAACUAAGGAAUAUAUAAUCCAAGUCCUCCUUCAUCUAGAUAUCCUUGUAGAACCUAAACGCUACACUGAAAAAGACGCUGCUGCAGACUUAUUUCUAGUACCCUGCAUUGUGAAGCAAAAGAUUCCAAAACAAAUGCAGAAAAAUGCAACAGAUGACAGAACACUGUGCAUAGCUUAUCAUCUUAAGGAGACGGUGGUUCCAUCUGCUUUGUCGUUCAAACUUAUAGGGGCUGCAAUAAAUAUCUGGUCUCUGAAAGAAGAGGACAAUCGUUUUUGUCUUUAUUUUCAAUCUGCGAUUAUGGAUGCUGACAACAGAAAUGAACUUCAUAUUAAGGUUGAAGGUCAGAGAUUAUUUGCAUACCUCGUCAAUGAUGUGUCAAAACAGCUCAUAUCACCAGAUCUAGCAACAACAACACAGGAAUGCCUGACUUUGGCACUUGAACGAAUUCUUCAGUUUUACCCACGUUGUUUUGGUAAACAAAGUCACCAUUCCAUAUCAGAUCUGUUUGAAAUAGAAGUUGGAGAAAUGUGCAACGGUAAAACGUGUUUAGUACCUUUGACAGAUGCAAGAACAAAAGAAAAUUGGAUAUGCAAGAACAAGAAAAUACAUAAAACAAAAUGUCCUUUGAAUUGGGUUUUUGAAAAGAAUAAGAAGCAUUGUGACUCAAAUUGUAAAGGUCCUGAAACAAAAACACUGGACUUGAAACCAGAUAAUCAUCAUUUCGUGCAACUAGCAAGAACAAUUGGUAUUGGGGACUUCACCAACUUCUUUAUAAAACUUGGAAUGGAAAAAAAUGAUCUGGAGAACUUAAAUUUUCGUUAUUUUUCAAAUCCUAUGGAUUUUAUGUUGAUGGGGCUCUUUGAAUGGAGGGAUAAAACAGAAAGUAACCAAAUGAAUGCAACAUUCAGAAAACUGCAGACGGCACUGACGGCUAUUAAAAGACAGCACUAUCUGUGUCAGGUACACAGAGAGGAUCAAACUUUAACAAAAAUAGCUAAUGUUGGCCUACAAGAUGAACCUUCAGAUGACGUAAUUAAUAGUUUGACAGAAAAACAAUUGAUAGGUGAUUGCAUUGUUCACUUAGGCAUUGAAUUAGAACUAAGCAUUAAUAGCAUUAAGGCGACAAUAAAAAACAAUCCAAGGGAUGUUUAUGGUCAAUUUCAUGAUCUUCUCAUCAAAUGGAAAUCUGGCCAGGUAAAGCCAACAAUCUACCGACUAAUGGUAGCUUUGAAAAAUGUUAAAGCGUCUGAUGGACUAGCUUAUGUGAUGAAAACGUAUGAUGUUGAGCCAAACAUUAAUGACAGUUUGGAACAGGAAAAAAAGCAGUUUGACCCUAGUUUAUCAGACCUGAGGGAUAUUUUGGAUCAAAUGAUGACAAAGUUAGUGAUAUCAGUGGAUGACAGACGCAGCAUUGAACAAAAUACUGAUCAGGAAAACACCAUGCUAGAUAUAGUGAUCAAAAGGGGAGAGCCUAAUAAAUCUAUGUGUUUUUAUGUUUUAAUGCAAAAUAGUGGAUACGAAGAUCUAGCAGAAAAAUUGAUGUCUGAUUCAUCCAGCUCAGUGCCACCACCUUAUAAAACAGAAUUACAAGAUGUUCCAGAUUAUAAAAUACGUCUACAGAAGAAUUACCUAGAAAUAAUCAAGACGUUAAACCACGACCAGUAGAUCUACAACAACGGUGAAAGUGAAAGUACAGAAAAAAGGCAAACAAAAAAAAGGAGGAAGAACAUGUGCUUCAAAUAUUGUUUUUAUUUUCCAUAAACAAAUAUUACCUAACAGAUAGGCUCGGAAUGAUAAGAUAGAAAAAUGAAUCUAUCAACCCUUGAGACAUUUUUCAAUCAAUGUGAAAAGUGCAAUGAAAGGAUAUUUACAAACUGCAGUUUCAUUUUAUGAUAAUGAUUUAGAUAUAGAUUCAUCUGUAAUGGUAUAGGUAGAUGUAAUUUUUGUAGAUGUUUGUAUGUUUUUGCACAUUUGUACAUUUUCUAGGUCAAUUGACUAUUCACCAAUAGAUUGAUGCUUCAUGCUGAAGUUCCAAACAUUCUGAUACUGUUCCGUCGAAUGUGAUUGUUCAGUGCAUUUCAGUGUUGAUACUUUAAUAUUUGUUUUCUAAUGACAUGUAAAUUUAUGAAAUAUUUUGGGUAGCAGUACAGUCUAAAAAUGAUUUUCUAGUGAAAUGGUUUUUAUCAGAUAAUUUCAACGUACAUAUGUAUGUAUGUGACAAUGUCCAAAGACAGGAGCCUGUCCCAAGUCAGGAGCCUCUGGCCUUUGUUAGUCUGGUAUGAUUUUUGAUUUAAGUUUCUUGUGUAUAAUUCAGAGUUUAAUAUGACGUCCAUUAUCACUGAACUUUUAUGCAUAUUUGUUUAGGGGUCAACUGAAGGACGACUCCGGGUGCGGGAGUUUCUCGCUGCAUUAAUGGCUUUCAGUUGGUGUAAAUUGUCAAAUUAAAAGCCUGGUUCACUUUACAGUUUUAGUGUCAAAUACACUGUUAAUUAACAAUAACUACCUUAGCUUAAGGUCAUACAUAAUUUGUCUCUUUAAAGUAAUUUGACAAUAAAUUAGAGUAACUUCUUGAUAGAGAUCAAGUCUUAUAACAUAUUGAGUAUAAAUACAUACCAACAUAUUACAUUAUUUUAUUUUUCUAUCCGAGAACAAUAAAAAACCAUUUUGAAAAGUAUUUUAUUUAUCUCUACUUCCUAUUAAUGCUUAAUUAUUUUAUUAAAUGUUAAUAUCAGCAAUUCUGUUUGGUCAACAGUGCGAGGGAUUUAGAGCCAGUAAAGAACUUUUAAAACCCCUAUACGCAAGUAUAGUUUGCACUUUAUGAUACAUGACCCAAGCACUUAAGUCAAGUUAUCUAUAGAGAUAUAUCUUCACAAGAAGUAAUUUAUUUAGAAAUGUAAAUAGUAAUAUUGAUUUUAUAAAACUAUUUAAAUACACUUUACACAACUAAAGGUGUCAUUGCAUUAACUUUUUCAUUAUUGUGAUGAUGUCUUUGUCAUUUUACUUUUAACCAUUGUUUUGUGAAUAUUUUUUAAUGUUAUGUUAUAUAUCUAUUGUAUAUAAAUGUUAAAUAAUUAGAUACAGAUUAAAAAAAGACAAUUUCAGCUAAUUUUCACUUAGUACUUCACCAUGAGAACUUGUUCGGGAAAGUCACAGUGUUCAAUUUGAAU
Messenger RNA from Mytilus trossulus (common blue mussel), 4970 nucleotides. RefSeq lists its product as uncharacterized. NCBI's taxonomy places the organism in Eukaryota, Metazoa, Mollusca, Bivalvia, Mytilida, Mytilidae. Bases 1 to 3468 code for a protein of 1155 amino acids. The record is from RefSeq and is a predicted model, not a curated record. Gene Ontology annotation, molecular function: protein binding. The transcript is spliced from 16 exons. Gene Ontology annotation, biological process: regulation of apoptotic process.